CUGUCAGAAAGCUAGGAGGUGUUGGUUGUUUCAGAAUCUUAUCACGUUCUUUGAACAUUGAUAGAAGAUGAAUGUACGGAUACUGUACGCAUGCGUUCUAAACCUCCUUGCUCUUGGAGGCUGUGUAAUAAGAAAAUAGCAGAAGAGUCGAGCAGUGAAAUUAUCGUUCACCAUUAUUUAUAUAUUAUCUCAAGUGAAUGCCUACUUGUGCUACUGCAUACUGUAGAAUAACCAAACUUAAAUAGCUAGUGAAAUCCAUGAAUGGUACGGUUCAGCUAAAAGAAAAGAUUGUUUCACAAUGAAUCAAAAUCUUAUUCCAUCGUAAAGAGAAUGAAAAGGGUUUUAACAAAAUGGAAUUGAUGAUUAAAACAAGGUGUUGCUCAAAGAAAAAUUCAGUGAUUGAUUUUUUGUCGGUCAAAUUAUACUUAGAUAUGUGUUAGUUUUAAGGAAUUUACAUACAAAUACAACCCAUGGAAAAGAAAAAAAAUUGUGCAAGCAAAAUAGAUGUUGAAACUGAAAAGUGCAAAAUAUGGUAGUAUCCGAAUGAGUUGAUAAGUGUUUGAUUUGGACGCUAAUGCGCCUUCAAGUUGCAUCAUGUAUUUUGUUCUGGAUUUGUAUUUAAUAGUAUUUUGCCUUCUCGUAAUAUGUAUAAGAGACCGCUUAAACAAAUAGGUUUAUGCAGCCAGCGACCUCAUAAAACAGCAACUGGUGGAUAUGAGGCAACAUCAGAGAUGCCAGAUAGCAUACAAGGUCCUCACGAAAAACGACUGUUGAACCAUCUAUUAGCAACAUAUAACACGCUAGAGCGUCCUGUUGCUAAUGAAUCUGAAUCCUUGAAGGUGAAGUUUGGAUUGACUUUACAGCAGAUUAUAGAUGUGGACGAGAAGAAUCAACUACUGAUUUCCAAUAUUUGGCUUUCUUUGGAGUGGAAUGAUUACAACUUGAGAUGGAAUGAUUCAGAAUAUGGAGGAGUUAGAGACCUCAGAAUAACGCCUAAUAAGCUGUGGAAACCCGACGUGCUGAUGUAUAACAGCGCUGAUGAGGGAUUCGAUGGCACAUACCACACAAAUAUUGUAGUAAAAAAUAAUGGUAGCUGUUUAUAUGUUCCUCCUGGAAUUUUCAAAAGCACAUGUAAAAUAGAUAUCACAUGGUUCCCAUUCGACGAUCAACACUGCGAAAUGAAAUUUGGAAGUUGGACUUAUGACGGAAAUCAGCUCGAUCUGGUGCUGAAUUCCGACGACGGUGGUGAUCUCUCCGACUUUAUCACAAACGGUGAAUGGUAUCUGAUAGGAAUGCCGGGAAAGAAAAAUACUAUAACAUAUCAAUGCUGUCCCGAACCCUAUGUUGAUAUUACGUUUACCAUACAAAUUCGUAGACGGACGUUGUACUAUUUUUUUAAUUUGAUUGUACCAUGUGUCUUAAUUUCAUCGAUGGCUCUAUUAGGUUUCACACUACCACCGGACUCUGGCGAAAAAUUAACAUUAGGUGUGACAAUUCUUCUAUCAUUAACUGUAUUCCUGAACUUAGUGGCGGAGACAUUACCUCAAGUAUCCGAUGCUAUUCCCUUAUUAGGUACAUAUUUCAAUUGCAUUAUGUUCAUGGUAGCUUCAUCUGUAGUUCUCACGGUGGUGGUAUUGAAUUAUCAUCACAGGACAGCAGACAGCCAUGAAAUGCCUUCAUGGAUUAAGGCAGUUUUCCUUCAGUGGCUCCCGUGGAUUUUACGAAUGGGACGACCUGGUAAAAAAAUUACUAGGAAAACCAUUCUUUUAGCUAAUCGAAUGAAAGAACUCGAAUUAAAAGAAAGGUCAUCGAAAUCUCUCUUGGCGAAUGUACUAGAUAUUGAGGAUGACUUUCGGCAUACGACUAGCGGAAUCACUGGUUCGACUACUGCAAUUAGUUCAUCUGGGUUUUCAAGACCAAUCACUGUAGAAGAGCACCAUACUAUGUCUGGGUGUUCACAUAAGGAUUUACAUUGCAUUCUGAAGGAGUUGCAAUUCAUAACGAAUCGAAUGAGGAAAGCAGACGAUGAGGCAGAAUUGAUCAGUGAUUGGAAAUUCGCUGCAAUGGUUGUUGAUAGAUUCUGCCUUUUUGUAUUCACGUUAUUUACAAUUAUUGCAACAGUCACUGUGUUACUAUCGGCUCCACAUAUAAUAGUGCAAUAAUAACGAAUAAAAUUUUUAUAUAAAAACUUGUUAUAUAGGUGAUCUAUUGAAAUUUAUAAGAUUUUUUAAACGAAAACGUGUAAAUCAAGUUAGAAGUUAAUUAGACUGUUUAAAUAGAUUUAAAUGAACAAAUGAUCAGAUAAAAACUGCCGACAAAUAAUGAUGAACGACAAAAUCUAAACAUCACCAAUAAACAUCGGAUGAAUACGUAUAGAUAAAGAGGAAACGAUAUAGAUAAAUAUUUUUCUAAAAGAUAGAUUUGAUGAAAUAUCUUCUAAGCAUAAAUCCUCGACUAUACUCAAGCAACUGUUCCUGCAGUUCGAAACUAAUAAAUAGACUAAGUAUAUAUGGAAGUCGAAAAGAGGAUGUCUACAUUUGCGACUAGAUAUAUCACAGAAACGUUAGAUGCAUAACGAGCAAUCACCGAAGAAAGAAGAGGAUUUGAUCAAUCAAUAAUGGUAGCAUAUAUGUGUCACGAAAGGAAAUGAGUGAAGUAAGCUCUAUACAAUAAAAUAACGAAUGAAAACCUUUCGUUUCGAAACAUAUUAGGAAAUUAGCUAGUAUGAGAUUAAAAAAAAUUAAAUGUACAUUAUCAAUAGUAUAUUGAAAGAGUCAUCUAUAUGUAGAUGGUAAAAAGUUACAUCUGGUUUAAAGAUAAACGGAAAUUAGCGUAUAUGUUUCAGAUAUACGCGAAGUGUAAUAGUUUACAUUACUUCCAGCAAUAAUAGAAUAUUAUUCUAUACUACGUCAUCAUAAUACACACGAAUUGGAAUUUGUAUGAAUCUAAAUAUUGACGUUGAGUUUUUGCAGAUUUAUCUACGAGAAAACAUCUAAAUAACUUGGUUUCUAAAUCGUCUAAAGAAGGAUGUUCGUUUAACUAACGUUGUACGACGUCCAAAUACCCGCUUAACCCACGAGCACUCGCGCUGUUGUACUUUGUACAACACUUUGAGAUUUUUCGUUAUCAUUUUGUUACAAAGACAUUUAUAAAUGCCAAACCUUUACAUAUUCCUCAGAUAACAUGUUUUGGAUAAGAUACAAUCAUUUUUGUGCACUUAUAUACCUCAAGUGUACCAAUACAACCUGAAAUUGUUUGUUAGAACCAGACCAAUAGAACGCGCGAUAUGGGAAGAUCGACCAAACAAUAUUCUGUUCUACAAUAUCUCGUGAUCUCGAUCGUGUAGAAGGUCACUUUCUUCGGCAAACUUGUUCAGAAGACCAAGAGCUAGACUAUGCAAGAUAAAAUAGUUUGAAAUAAAAUUCUGCCGCUAGGUGGCGUCAGUGAGCAUGUUAUUUUUUCAGCUUAGUGUAUCUCAAGAUCUAGAUUUUUUUGAAAGUCAGUAUCUUCAACGAAGUAGCUAAGCAAAUCAAAACCUAUGAGGUGGUAUAACGGCUUCUCCAGAAAACUGCAGUUAGGCGGCGCUAGUGAGCAUCUCAGUUGUUCAACCGAGUCAGUGCUUUCGGCAAAGUUUCUCACGAGAUCAAAACCUUCGAGGUGGUGUAUCGAAUAGUAUGAGAUUCUUACACUAGGAGGCGCUAGUGGACUUGAACAUGUAAUUUUUCGACCCACUGUAUAUCAAUUUCCUGAUUCUUUGGAAGGUUGCUUUAUUUUUUCUUCGAACUAAAACCGAAAAUGGUGAAUGUCACCAAGGGAAAGAAUAAAUCGAUGAUAUUCGGAAAAUAAGCUCUCUACAUUGUCAGAUUACGUUACUCUUACUCAACAAAACUAAAUUUUUAACACUGAUACAAUGUUUAUGAAAUUAUAUUUAUUCAUGAUUUUGGAAUAUACACGCAAAGAAAUUUAGAUUUGGAAGUCGUAAAACUCCUGUAAACCAUUUGUGAAACACCAUUCAACCACUCACGAUGGUGAUCGGUAAAAGAAACCACACGCAUAGAAAUAAUGACACAAUCUUCCUAAAUACAGAAUAAGCUUAAACAAACAUAGGUGUUCUUCAAUUUGGUCAACGUACAGAUUUGAUUCGAGAACCAUAUAGCUCACUAAUGCUAUGAAUCAUACUGUGUAGAACAAUAUUGAUUAUAACUAUUAAAUAGAAUAAAACAAUUUUGCGUGUAUCCGUUCCAUUUAAUCAGAAUCAGAAUAUAUUGGCUCAAAUGGCACGUUCCCCGUACAUAGUCGGGGAUUUGUGCCUAAUCUGAAUAAAAUGUUCAAAAUAUUUUAUAAGACGCUUUUGACGUAGUUAGGAUACUAGGACUGCGUAGUUAUUGAAAAAUUUCAAGAUAGAUUCGGUUCGCGGUGAUAUUUACUUUUUCUGCAUUACACGUCCUAUCGCAGGUUUCGAAUGGUGUCAGAAUGCCAAAAUUGUUUUAUUGUUUUAUUGUUUUAUUUGGAGCAGGGAAAAGCCCCCUGGAGCUAGGUUACAUUCAUUCCCUUUCUCCAGCAGGCAUAAAACCUCCUCAUCUUUUGUACCAACAGAUUACAAACAUUCAAAUGAUCCACAGCUUAUUUCUACAACUAACACUAUUACAUUAAUUUUGCUACUGAAUAACUAAACUAGGGACAAGAGCUAGCUUGACAAGGAAUUAACAAACAAUCGCUUAGUGACGGUACGGGAAUGAUGAAAGUCAAAGACGUGGGAACAUCGGUUGAAUAAACGACACAUACUGGAGAAUGGCUCAUUAUAGCCAUAAUUUGUUCUGGCAGUAGGAAGACGAAGGAAUGACGUUCUUGAAUCAAUGGCAGAAUCCUAAACUAUUCAGUGUAUAACUUUGUAGGUUUUUAUCUCUUGUGCAAUUAUAUCGAAGACACCGUCCUACUAACAAAUCAAGAAUACAAGACACAGUAGCUCAAAAAUGGCAUGAUCACUAGCGCCACUUAGUGGUAGAAUAUCGAACUAUUUCGCAUACCACCUCCUAGAUUUUGAUCUCCAGAACAACAUUGCCGAAGAUACAUAUCUGCUGAAAAAUCUAACUCUUUAGGUACAGUAAAUCAAAAAAACAAAUGCUCACUAGCGCCGCCUGGCGGUAGAAUUCCGUCAUAUUCGUUUAGCCAUAAUCUACUAACCAAAUUGGCAGAAGAAAGUAGUGCUCCAAAUGAUACGGAUCACGAGGUAUUCAAAUGACUAUCUGUGUUGUACAAAGUACAACGCGCGAGUGCUCGUAUUACAGAACUUGGGGCGAGUGCCGGAGGGUUAAUAGAUGUUCAUCUUUGGACACGUGUUGAACGAUUUUAGACAAUAUUUUGGGCUGCUUACAACUUAAUUUAACAUAGUUUUUAUCGAGAAAGCCAUGUGACCUAUUGCAUACAUUCACAAGUUCGAUCAUCUAUACCCAAUAAGUCCAUCCGGAAAAUGAGCCGGAAUUCUGGUUGGUUCUAGUUAUUAUUCCGGCUCCUGCUUCAAAAACUAUUCUACUUAGAAACAGUUGUGUCACUAGAGCCGGAUAUUAUCUAGAACCAGCCAGAAUUCUGGUUCAUUAGCCGGCUGAACUUUACGGGGUGCGCAUGUUGCGAAAUAAAUUAUUAGGAAUUUUGUAAAAAUGCAACGUCUCCCAACCCAAGAGUUCGAGUAACUUUUUUCCUUUUUUAUUUCGGCUAUUAUGUAGUCACAUUUUCUUUUUGACUUUUUAACGACAUUCAAUUGGCUAUACAUUACUGAGUUAAUGGAAGUUAUGAAAAUUUAGAGCCAUUGUACUGAAGUGAGAGCAAGGAUGUGAAAUAUACAGAUCGGAAAACUAGAAGUGACAGGGUCAUUAGAAGCAUGCUUAAAAUCUUACGGGAUAAUCUUUUCUCUUCUGCUGGCACGAAUCGAGCUUAGGCAGCAUAACUACGAACCACUCAAUUCCACCAACAUGUAGUUUACCGAUAUUUCGCCUCCUUGCUCUCACUUGAGCACUAUGACUCUAAAUUUUCAUAGCUUUCCCUACUCAGUAAUCUCUAGCUAAUUGAAUGUCUUUAAAAAGUAAAAAAGUACAAGUAACAAUCAUCAAGUUGCGUAUCACAAAUAUUUUCAUGGCGUUACAUUUACUAUGUAGUGUCCGUAUCAACUAUUUUGGAAAUUCUAUCAAAAUCGCAACAUAGUUGUUAGCUGCAAAUGGUCAAGCCAAUGUAAGAUAAAAGCAAAGGCUGAUAUGAAGUACCGUCAUCGGGGGUUACUUUACGCCAAAAAUAGAACGUUUUGUACAUUACACUCAAGAACUACGAUCACGCAACUUCAAAUUUGAAACUGUUUGAUAUUUUCCAUAUGGCACAACUACCUCCAAAGUCAGUGAAAAGAACUUUUGGAAAAUCAAGAUUGAAAAUGAGAUAUAAAGAACUAAAAAUUAGCGUAAAGUACAGGCACAGGGGCUACAUUGCGCCAAAAAGUUUUUUUUUAAAUCAUGUUAACUUCUUGAUUUAUUGUUAUAGAUUAUGAUCGUCAUUUAUGUGUGAAUUCAAAUGAAUGUCGUGCUCUUAAAAAUAAAAAGGGUAUGUUCAAGAACUGCGUUACACACAUCCAAUAAUCUUGUUUUGGAUUGUCAAUAAGUUCUACAAUUAAAAACAACAAGCCGAGAAAAAACGCUCUUUAUAAUAUACUUUUUCAUUGAGCCUUAUGAAUUAGACAACCAUGUUUUAGUAUUUUUCGAAAAAUAGUUUUAUUCCGGAGUAGUUGUAUUUCGGAGUGCAAAGGUUUUUCCAACAGAAAUGCGAAUGGUACUGUUAUAUUUAAUGGUCAGGUCAGUUCAUCCAUCUUUAAUGUGAUAUCCAUUUCCAAUAUAUUGAUGACCUUUUUACCUUUCUCUAUAGAAAGGUAUUGCUCUGAAAACCGACUUUUUAACGGAGGCCCGAGUGACAUAUACCAUUCGAUUCAGUUCGUCGAGCUCGGCAAAUGUCUGUGCGUGUGUAUGUAUGUAUGUAUGUGUGUAUGUGCGUCUGUGUGUGUAUGUGACCAAAAAUGUCAUUCAUUUUUCUCAGAGAUGGCUGAACCGAUUUUGACAAACUUAGGGUUACCAACCGUCCUUAUUUUAAAGGACAUGUCCUUAUUUUCGAGGUUUUUGGAAAGCGUCCUUAUUUUACUUCAAAUGUCCUUAAUCUUAGUCUCAAACCUUGGCAUAUACAGGGUGGUUCAACAUGAAGUUUUUAACAGGGCAUUUUCUAGUAGGUAACGGGUACUAACUACAAACUGUCAUGCUAUUGUAGUUUAGUAUUGUUUGCCAUUUCAUAAUGGAACGACUUACACUGGCUCCCCAUCUUCAAAUUAUUCAACUAUAUUAUUAAAAUCAGCGAUCUGUGGGAAAUGUGUUUAAGGCCCCCGUCGGGCAAUCCGCCAUUUUUCGUGUUUUUUUGCGGUUUUUUAUUUUAUUUUCAAAGAAAAUGACAAAAUAUGGAAAAAAGAAAAAAAUCACGACCUAGAUAAUUGUUUUUACUAUGAAUUGGCCGAAAUGGAAAAUUCAAAAUUUUCCAACUCGGAAAACUGUGUGCUUUUUCCGGUUGAAAAAGCACACAGUUUUUGCAAUCAUGUGUUUAAAAUUUUGAUUUUUUCAAUACAACAUAGCUAAACAGUUUUUCUAGGACGUGAUUUUCUCCGAUUUUCCAUAUUUUCCGCUUUUCAUUGAAAAAUUUCCAUUUUACUAGAAGCAGUUUUUCCACCCGCACAGACACAACUAAAGUAAAAUUUGUAUGUAUAGGUGCGCAAAAGUGGAGCAAUAUUUUCAACCUGCUGUUUCUUCGAUAUUUCCUACAAAACUACCCAAGUGUUGCAUAUGUACGAUUCGUUAGAAACCAAGGAAUCUGAUGGUACAAAGGAAAAAUCGUUUUGGAAUACUUCAUAACAGCGUUUUUCAAUUUUCCUCGCGAUACGCAGUGUACCGUCGCACGCGAAACAGCGUGGAAAGAUACGAAAAGAAAAACAAGUGUACUAAAAGUUAUCCUUGGGUUGAUGCAGAUGGCGUGCUACGAAAGCUCGAAAUAUCGAAAGCUUUUAGCACAACUGUUUUUGAGUAAUUCUGAGUGUUGAAUAUGAUUUCAAAUAAAUUUCUUCAUUGAAACUUGAUGAUUUUCGAUUCUCUUGGGAGAUCUAUGAUAUUUUAUUAUUUUACGAGACUGAAACAAACCGCGAUGCUAUUUAAUCUUUAUACGCCAAAUAAUGGAAAAACAUUUUCUAUUUUGAAUUUGCAUGUUGAUAUUUGAUGAUUUUGAAACUGAUGAUCGUUUGAAACCAACGGUUUUGUGUUGAAUUGAUAACACAUAUUUAAAAACAUCUUUGGCUUUAUUCCAAACAAUAAUGGAGGCUAGCCAAAUUGAAAAUUAUUUAGAAGUUUCAUCAAUUAUCACAUGUCACAAUUUUUUGUAAGAUUGGUUUUAUUUCUCAGAAACCGAUUUCCACACAGCAUUGAUGAAAACCUGAUGAAAUUUAUAACAGUUGAUGCAAAUAUAUUCGACAUUCCACAAAUACCAACGAACGAAUUAAUUUUCAUACUGGAUUUGACUGCUUUGAAACAUUUUUGAACACAGAUGUUGUUUCGUGUUUUCAGAAAUGCAAGAAAUCUUAGCAAAGUUUCCUCAGAUUCUCAUGGAAUAAUUAUCAUACUGAUACUUGGAUUUAAAAAAUUUUAAAUGACGCAUUUUACGAGAUUGUAAACCAAAAUAAUAUACAGGUAAACUUCGAUAUAACGUACAUCUCGGUUUAAAAAUUGUACGUUAUAUCGAAGCAUGCAAAAUGUUCAAAGAAUUGUACUUUAUUUUGUUGAAUUUUGAUAACGCGUAACUAAUUUUGAAAAUCUUACCUACCUAGCAGUGCGAAACAACUUUUCUAAUAAAAUUAUAGUAGAUCCAUAAAAAGAUGCCAUAAUCAUUUUUUUUGCUUAUAUGAAUUAAAUUUAUUGAAAAUAUUCUUUUUUUAUUUUGAUUUUAGAGGUUUUAACCUUAGGGUCAUUCGCCUCUUUGUUGGGUUAGAGAAAUCUCUUUAGAAAAAUCUCUAACACUAUGUGCGGGGUUGGGAAUUGAACCUAGGUGAGCUGCGUACAAGGCAAUCGAGUUACCAACUACGCUAUCUCUACCUCCGAAAAUAUUCUCUAUUCUGACUCCUUUCCUAAUUAUUAAAUCAUUAAUUAUUAUUUUCUCUGGGCUUGUAAAGUGAUUUUAAUAUUCCCACCGUCUGCGCCUCAUACAAUAAAAGCAAUUUAUGAACUUUAAUCAUUAGAAUAGAGUAUAAAGAUCCACUUGUAUCCGCGAUUCAAAAAUUUCUGAAGAUAUAAAUAUUUCUGAAGAUAUUUCAGUCCGCUAACCGAUUUCCUAAAUACCCCAAACCGGUCGUGAAGCGUGCACAGUUGUCCGUGUAACUACAAAUAUGACCUCUCAUUCUUUUUGUGGCAUAGCAUGACAUGGAACUUAAACGUUGUCAUUCGGCCCAGAGAAUCAGAUUCCGCAGUCCCGAAACCAACCAACAAUGGUCACACGUAUAUUAUCAAUUUUAGAUUUCAGUUAGAACUUAGAGGAGACCGGGGCUAGUUGGCUGUGUUUUCAGUUUUCAUUUUUUACCGCUUUGAUGUACCUAGAUUUUGCAAAAUAGAACACGUGGCAUGGAAGGGCAGACUGUUGUCAACAUCUCUUAAUUUUAUUAAAAUGUUUGAUGCGUUGUCUCCAUUUUUAGAGACAAAAAUAUGUGACGCGGAAAAACCGCCAACUUACCCCGGCCCCGGGGUAAGUUGGCGAUAUGUAUAGAUACACCAUAAAAUAAGCAAUCAAAUGGAGAAUCAAAUACUUCAUGGGUCCUUUUGGAACAUGCUGAAUGUCUUUUCAAGAAAACUGUAUAUUAAUCGACAUUUGCUAUUAUAUUUCAGUCUCAAUAUCCCGGAAUAUUGACAUUGACGCGUACUCAAUAGCAAAUUUUCAUAGCAAGCAAUAGCAAAUUUUCGAAAUUCUUCAGGUGACUAGCCGAAGUAAAUGUUUUCUGCAUUGACAAGAUACACAAGAAAAAGAUUUUCUUACUUUGGAGUGAAUUCCAGAAAUAAAAAUUUUUGCAUCGUAAAUAGUACCGCAAACUUGCCCCGCGAGCAGCACCGCCAUCACUCUAAAUAACACAGUGUUUAAAAUUUAGGAAAUUUACUAGGUAUGCUUGAAAACACAAUAUCGCCCAGAACUUCCACAAUACAAAAUGUUUUGCAACCAAAACACAUUGGAUAAUGGGUUUCACAUAACUUGAGGUACAUAACGAGAGGCAGUGCUAUAUGUCUAAUAGAAACCAAGAAAAAGGGAUUCCGCCAACUUACCCCAACCGCCAACUAGCUUCGGGCUCCCCUACUGAUAUUGGGUUAUUUAUUGAGAUAAAUGGUUGGUUUUAAUAAAUCACGAUCAUACGCAAAUGAAAUUGGAAAAAAAUCGCUCUCGUAACGUUCAAUGAAGUAGCCAAUUCCUAACAUGCUCAUUAGAAGCCCAAUUAGUAUGCUUUAAGAUUGUGUAUAACAUACUGAAUUCUUAAAAUAUGGAAUACAUGCCUAAUUGAAGAUAAAUUUGGACCUGAAAAAUUAAUUAAAAAAUAUGUGCGUUAUAUCGAGGAAAAAUGUACGUUAUAUCGAAUGACGCUAUAUCGAGGGUACGUUAUAUCGAGGGUACGUUGUAUCGAAGAUUACCUAUAUUUGUUUUGAUAAUAUUUCUUUUUAUUUUGUUUUAUUGCGAUUCGAGAGUAGGUAUCACGAAAAUCACGCUGAAAGCAACUUUUUUUUUGUUUCCAUAGCGUUAUUACGCCAUGAAUUUUUGAGUUUUUCAGGAAGUAUAUUUUAUAACGGCCGUAUCGUAUUUCAUUUAUGAAUCAAUCAAUAGUCCCGACCAGGACGAUUGAAAAUGAAUCACUUGAUAAUAUUUUAUCGCUUUAUUUUAACUUGAAAUAAGGAAAUAAUAAUUAGAUCAAUUUCAUUUUUUCCGUUGAAUUUUUAAAAAACUUUUAUUUGGCUCUCUCUAAUCAAUUUACUUACUACACUUUCAUUGACUUAUAACGAUUUAUAGAAAAGAUACGAUUAAUCGUGUAUUGUAAAUGAUAUGCGUAGUUUGAACUACCAUAAAACCAUUCUCGCUGAUUACGUCUAAAGGAUUGACUGAAUGGAUUUGUUUGAAUAUUCCAACGUUGGAAUACACAAAUCUGUCACGUAGUUUUAAAAAUACCCACAUGGCUCCCUGCAGAUCACCUGACAAAGGAUCUGAAAUCCAAAUCGAUCACUUUCAAAUCAACAGAAAAUGCUUUAUGUUAUAUUGGUCAGGAAGAUUGUGCUACCAGGACUACGUCCAGCAACUGGCGGUAGCACUCCUGACAGAAGAAUAUGUACUUACUUGGUUAAUUUUGAGCUCUUCGAGGAAUAAUAUUUUUCUGAAUUGCGCAAUUAAUUUUUCAUCGUUUUGUUUUACAAUUUCCAAUAUGGAUUUUUUUUAAUUCCACAAAUGAUAAAAAAGUUCUCCAGGGUUGUCUACAUACUGAAUUUUGAUACAGUCGGGUCUCCUACUACGCUGAUUCCUACUACGUGGAUUCGUAUUGUGCGGUACCCACCUAAUAGGAUUCACUUAGCCUAUGGGAUUUCGACUAAUUGGGGCACGAAUAUUUCAUCUGAGUUAACAUAUAGCACCAUACUUUAUUUGGUAAAGUUGUUUUGUGUUUGCUUAGACCUAUAAUUGAGAGCAAUUGGAUAUCCAAUUAAUUGAUAACUGCAACGCCAGGGGUGCUACACAAUAACCUCUCGUAAACGCAACUAUCAUUGAAUAAGUUUAAAGUGAGCGUACUAGCUUUCAGCACAAUGUGGAAUUUAGUAUGUCACAAACGUCUAAUAACUUAGAGGAGAUGGUGUACUCGGAAAAAAUUUAGAGAAGGUUAAGAGCUCCGCGAUUAUGGACAAAACUGAUUGAAAUAGAUAGACCAGGCGGCACUAGUGAGUAUGUAUUAUUUUUCAAUUUCUGAAUCUCGAGAACAUUAUUUAGAAGUGUGAUAUCUUCGGCAAUAUUCAUCAGUGAGUCGAGUGCUACCCGACGGCGAAUAGAUAAUUACAGAAUUCUCCCAUCAGGCGGCGCUAGUGAAAUAAAACUAUUCAUGUUAGGUAAAGUUUAUUAAUUUAGGAAAACGACGUUUUCUGGAAUAUAAUCCAAGUCACAAUUGAAGUCUUAUAGCACGCUACAAGUGCAAUCUAGGUUGUAUGAGUGGCUAUAAAACCACCAUAAAGCCUAAAUUGUUACUGGGGCAAGGACUAUUUAAUGAUGUAAUGAUUAAAUUGGAUAUCACCCUCAAGGCGGCGCUAGUGAGCACACACUUUUUUAUUGCGAUAUCCCAAAAUAGGAAGGUGGGAAAAAAAUUGGGAGGACUAUCAAGUUGAUUUUGAUAGAAAGAAUCCUUGCAUAAAUUUUGUGGGUUGGAAAAAAUUGGGAGGACGACAAAAUCGAUUUUUAUAGAAAGAAAUAUUUUUGUUUACGAAACCUUGCAGGAUGAUUUUGUUUGCCUAUCCUGUAUCCAUCAGAAGAAGAAAUUUUAUUGCCAUGUGUUUUCAAGUAAUUUCGAUGGUCAUUAGUGGAAAUUGGUGGGUUGGAAAAAUUGAGAGGACAAUAAAAUUAAUUUCUAUUGAAACAAUUGUUGUUGGUUAGGAAAUCUUGCCGGAUGAUUUUGUUUGCCUAUCCUGUAUCCAUCAAAAGAAGAAAAUUUUAUUGCCAUGUGUUUUCAAGAAAUUUCCAUGAUCACCAGUGGGAAUUGGUGGGUUGGAAAAAAAUGGGAGGACGAUCAAAUUGAUUUUUAUAGAAAGAAAUAUUUUUGUUUACGAAACCUGUCAGAAUGAUUCCGUUUCCCUAUCGUGCAUCAAACAAAAAUUUUAAAAUGAAUCGUCAUGUGUUUUCAAGAAAUUUCCAUGAUCAGUCGUGGAAAGUGGUAGGUUGGAAAAAUUGGGAGGACAAUAAAAUUGAUUUUCAUUGAAAGAAUUAUUUUUGCUUAGGAAACCUAGCAGAAUGUUUCUUUUUCCCUAUCCUGCAUACAUUAGAAGAAGAAAAUUUUAUCGUAAUGUGUUUUCAAGUAAUUUCCGUGAUCAGUAGUGGAAAUUGGUAGGUUGGAAAAAAUGGGAGGACGAUCAAAUUGAUUUUGAUAGAAAGAAUCCUUGCAUAAAUUUUGUGGGUUGGAAAAAAUUGGGAGGACGACAAAAUUGAUUUUUAUAGAAAAAAAUAUUUUUGUUUACGAAACCUUGCAGGAUGAUUUUUUUGCCUAUCCUGUAUCCAUCAGAAGAAGAAAAUUUUAUGGCCAUGUGUUUUCAAGAAAUUUCCAUGAUAACUAGUGGAAAUUGGUGAGUUAGAAAAAAUUGGGAGGACGAUCAAAUUGAUUUUUAUAGAAAGAAAUAUUUUUGUUUACGAAACCUUGCAGAAUGAUUCUGUUACCCUGUACUGCAAGGUGAGAAAUAUAUCACCAUGUACAUGUGAUUUCAAGAAAUUUUCAUGACAAGUCCAAGACAAGACCAAGACAAGACAAAGACAAGACAAAGACAAGACAAAGACAAGACAAAGACAAGACAAAGACAAGACAAAGACAAGACAAAGACAAGACAAAGACAAGACAAAGACAAGACAAAGACAAGACAAAGACAAGACAAAGACAAGAC
This is a messenger RNA of Topomyia yanbarensis, 13709 nucleotides long. RefSeq names its product neuronal acetylcholine receptor subunit alpha-7 (gene nAChRalpha6). The transcript has 14 exons. Lineage: Eukaryota; Metazoa; Arthropoda; Insecta; Diptera; Culicidae. Gene Ontology annotation, molecular function: transmembrane signaling receptor activity; acetylcholine-gated monoatomic cation-selective channel activity. The coding region runs from base 645 to 2162 and encodes 505 amino acids. Gene Ontology annotation, cellular component: postsynaptic membrane; synapse; neuron projection. Gene Ontology annotation, biological process: signal transduction; regulation of membrane potential; monoatomic ion transmembrane transport. The record is from RefSeq and is a predicted model, not a curated record.